ACAGAGACUUCUACACUCACAGCUGAAGGGAAGGGCAGGAGGCUGGGGCUUCUCUGGUCCACUUCAGAGUCUAUCACCAAGAAAGUUUGCAGGAAUGAGCACAUGGAUGAGGAAAUCGGAACUCAGAGUUCUCUAAGACUCGUGGGGGGACGGAAGAUGGCAAGAGAUGAGGAAAGCACCUAUGGCUCAAAGGAGGAUUCAUGGGCCCCACGGGUGCCCCUACUGAGGCUCAUCUUGGUGGGCAGGACCGGAGCCGGCAAGAGUGCCACUGGUAACAGCAUCCUGGGCCGGAAGUGCUUCCUUUCCAAGCUGGGGGCUGUGCCUGUCACCAAAGCCUGCUCCUGGGACAGCAGGAAGUGGGCCAGCUGGCAAGUGGAGGUGGUGGACACCCCAGAUAUCUUCAGCUCUGAGGUCUCUCAGACCGACCCCGCGUGCAUGGAAACAGCCCGCUGCUUCCUACUGUCGUCGCCUGGGCCUCAUGCGCUGCUGCUGGUCACCCAGCUGGGUCGCUUCACCACUCAGGACAGUCAGGCGCUGGCUGGGGUGAAGAGGGUGUUUGGGGAGCAGGUGAUGGCGCGGACUGUUGUGGUGUUCACACGCAAGGAGGACCUGGCUGGAGAGCCUCUGCAGGAUUACGUGCGCUUCACCAAAAACCGUGCGCUGAGGGAGCUGGUGACUGAAUGUGGGGGCCGUGUGUGCGCCCUGAACAACCGUGCUACCGGCCAGGAGCUCCAGGAACAAGCUGAAGAGCUGCUGGGCCUGGUUGCAGGGCUGGUGAGGGAGCACGGGGGCGCGUACUACACCAACGAAGUGUAUGAUCUGGUGAGGAACCUGCGGGGCGCUGACCCCCAGGACCAACUCACCAAGGUGGCAGAGAUGGUGGCAGCACGGAUGCAGAGGCCCCUGCCCACCAGGCUGCUAACUGGGCUGUGGAAAUGGAUGACAUCCUACAGGAAGGUCAGGAUAUGGGGCGUGACUAUCUUCCUGGGUUUGGUCACCCUGUACCUACUGUACAACAGAACGAUGUCCCAGGCCAUCAGGGACCAGGAUAGCAGAGAACGCUGGGGACCCAAAGCUGGUGAUGUGGAGCCCAGGGGCAUGGGGGAGUGCAGAUUCUCACCUUGGGGGACAGUCUGCGGGGCAGUAGUGUGUGCUGUGCCACAGUGGCUUCCUUCUUUUCCUGAUGGCUCUGCAAGUGGUCUUUCUGUGACAGCGUCACUCAGCAGGCACAGGUUCCCCACUUGCCUACAAUGGACUCACCCUGGUGACUGGAGGCAGCCGCCGGCCCAGAAGAGAAUGGAAGGCCUUCAGAAGAACACAUAUGGAACUAUAGUUGAAGGGAGGAGGGGAGUCUACCAUGCAGCAGAAUCGUACUGGCUGAGGAUCCUCCUAGUGGGCAAAUCUGGCUGCGGGAAAAGUGCCACAGGGAACAGCAUUCUCUGCCGACAAGCAUUUGAGUCCAGGCUCAGAGCCCAGUCGGUGACCAGGACCAGCCAGGCAGAGAUAGGCACAUGGAAGGGGAGGAGCUUCCUAGUGGUAGACACCCCCUCCAUCUUUGAGUCAAAGGCUCAGAACCAAGACAUGGACAAGGACAUUGGAGACUGCUACCUGCUGUGUGCCCCAGGACCCCACGUGCUGCUGCUGGUGACCCAGCUGGGACGCUUCACAGCCCAGGACACCAUGGCCGUGAGGAGGGUGAAGGAGAUCUUUGGGGCAGGAGUCAUGAAGCACAUGAUCAUCCUCUUCACCCACAAGGAAGACCUGACAGAUGAGACCUUGGAUGGGUUUGUGACCCACACUGACAACCACAGCCUGCGCAGCCUGGUCCAGGAGUGUGGGAGGAGGUACUGUGCCUUUAAUAACAGGGCCUCAGGGGAAGAGCAGCAGGUACAGCUGGCAGAGCUCAUGACUGUGGUGAGGAGGCUGGAGCAGGAGCGUGAGUGCUCUUUCUACAGCAAUGACCUCUUCCUUCAGGCCCGUGUGCUCCUUAAUGGCAGCUACAGUGAGGAUCAGGAAGCCUACAGGUGCUACCUGUUGAAGGUGAGGCAGGAGGUGGAGAGGCAGAAGCGGGAGCUGAAGGAGCAGGAGGGCAGCUGGGUAGCUAAGAUGCUUUACCGAGUCAAGACAUGCAUGGGCCCCCACGUUUUCCUUAUUGUGUGCGGUUUGAUUUUUAUUGCCAUCUUAAUUAACUUGUCUAUUACCAAGGGGAACUGAGCCCUUUCAGGUGAUUUCAGCCAUCAGCCCCCUCCUGCAAUGUUCACAAUCUCUGUCUGUUCUAGAGCACCCAAGGUUCAUUCUCAUUUGACUCUCUUGCAUCUGACAGACAGGAGUUUUCUUCUAAAUACCGUUAUGUAAAUAUAGCAUGAAAGAAAACUGUGUUUCUUGCCCAUGACCAUGUCUGAGCAACAGCAGAUGACAAUUCAUAUUCAGGUGUCAGCCUACCAGAAGUUCAGCUCUCUGAUGGGAAUGUCUCAUUCAAGCAAGGCUUAUAGGAAUACAGACUCCAGAAUGUCUUUUGCUUAUGCUGUGCCUUCAUAUUGUUGCUGCUACAUGCUCUUCUCUAGGAUCUGAUAUGAUAUAUUUAUAUGUGGGGAGUCCCCCACUGCCUGUAUUGUAGUGUGUCUAUCUCAUGAUUACAUCUCAAUUUAAACUAUGGAUUGUCAGGAAGAUGCUGUAUAAUUUUGACACAGUCAGAGUCUAUUGAGUUCUACUAAAAAAACUGUUUUAUAUCAUAGCUCAUAUUAUGAUUUAGAAAAACAUUUGAGUCCAAGAGCCAGUCACAAGUUUCUUGUGCAUCAUAAGGUGAUGUUAGGCUUCAAAAGAGCUCUAGAUGAGACCAGAUGCCUUACUAAUGGUUUUUUAGAUAAACAUUCCCAAUCUUUUAGUUCACAAGGGCACACAACUGUUUGGCUAGGUUGUAAAUAAAAAGCCCAAUUAUUGCUAGCUUACAAAUGACUAAGUCCUUGUACCACUCCUAACCUCAAUUUGUGAAAAUAUAUUCUGAUUAGUCAAGGUUACAGAAAAUAAUCUAACUCUGUAGUCCCUAAUAAGGGCUAUAGGUGUUCUUAGAUAAUUAGAAGUUACAUACAAUCUUUACCUUUGGAAUGUGACCUUUUUAUGACUCUUAUAUUGCCUGAAAUAAUUAUUUGCUGUAAUCCCAG
Onychomys torridus (southern grasshopper mouse) is the source of this 3161-nucleotide messenger RNA. RefSeq lists its product as uncharacterized. Gene Ontology annotation, molecular function: GTP binding. The coding region runs from base 103 to 2214 and encodes 703 amino acids. The record is from RefSeq and is a predicted model, not a curated record. The transcript has 7 exons. Lineage: Eukaryota; Metazoa; Chordata; Mammalia; Rodentia; Cricetidae.